CCGCAAUCGCAAUGAUUGAUACCCAUAGUGCAUCCUGCAUGCAUACUAUUGAAGCCUAUGCACAUGGGCUGGGUGAACGCAAGGGAUAAAUUUAGGCUAGGUAUUAUCUUAAUGUCAUACAUAGUGCUGACCAGAAUCACCACACCAGUGGCUCGAGAUUCGAAUAUGACUUACACCACGUGGAUGAUUUGUUUUCGCCAGAUCCCAAGUGGAAGAGCAUGGAGUCGAGCAGUAGCGGGAGACCGAAUCAGACAUGUCAAUGGGAGGUCUAGUGCUGGGCCCAUCGCUUGGUGUCGCUGCUACUUUGUAUUCUACGAGGGGCAUGUAUGGAAAAUUUAAGUAUUCACCAUUCAUCAUCCCUUGAUAGCUUUAUGAUACAGACUUGAAAAAAAGGAGAGAGAGAAAAAAACAAAUAGACAAAUAGAAAGGAUACAACAAUCAACCCAUGUACUCCCGACCCUAAACCCCACCAAAUG
Molecule: messenger RNA, 476 nt
Organism: Aspergillus ibericus CBS 121593
Lineage: Eukaryota; Fungi; Ascomycota; Eurotiomycetes; Eurotiales; Aspergillaceae
Exons: 1
Coding region: 58-339 (93 amino acids)
Source: RefSeq, a predicted model, not a curated record